Molecule: messenger RNA, 1134 nt
Organism: Aspergillus mulundensis
Lineage: Eukaryota; Fungi; Ascomycota; Eurotiomycetes; Eurotiales; Aspergillaceae
Product: putative sulfite oxidase
Exons: 3
Coding region: 1-1134 (377 amino acids)
Cellular component (GO): mitochondrion
Molecular function (GO): oxidoreductase activity; molybdenum ion binding
Source: RefSeq, a predicted model, not a curated record
AUGAGCGCAACACACACAGAAUACUCCACGGAGAAUCCUCUGAACCGAGAGCCUCCGGUUAAGGAGCUCGUAUCGAGUUUUAUAACACCCAGUUCAAAAUCCUACAACCGGAACCACGGUCCCAUUCCACAUCUCUCCGCAGAAACGCACACAGUUAAUGUGGACGGCCUCGUCGCAACACCCCUCCGCCUCAGUGUCCACCAACUCGCCACCGAGUUCCCGCAGCAUGAAGUCCUCUGCGCGCUUGAGUGCGCGGGUAAUCGACGACAUACGAUGCGCACGAUGCUAAAGGAAGUCGAGGGCAUUGACUGGGGCGAUGCGGCAGUUAUGAAUUGUAAAUGGAGGGGUCCGAGGCUAAGGGAUGUUCUACGGCGCGCAGGGGUAGAACAGGGUCGCAAAGGGCUACAUGCUGCAUUCUCGUCUUUCCAGGUUCAAUGCCAGGAAGAUAAAUGGUUUGGGGGCAGUGUCGAGUUGGAGAGAGCACUCGACGAGAAGGCGGACGUUAUACUAGCGCUGGAGAUGAACGGCGCCCCGCUCGAACCAAACCACGGGUAUCCCGUCCGCGUCGUCCUCCCCGGAAUCGCGGGCGCGCGGUGGGUGAAAUGGCUUGACAAGAUCACCGUGCAGGACGAGGAAUCCACGAAUUUCUACCAGCGCCGCGAUUACAAGGUCCUGCCUGAGGAAGCCGUGGAUCGGGACGCCGCGGAACCAUUCUGGGACAAGACGCCGGCUAUGUCUGAGGUGUCGAUUAAUUCUGUUGUGGCGUUGCCCGAGGACGGGGAGACGGUAUACUUGUCGGACGAGGGGAAAUUGGUGGUGAAGGGGUACGCGGUUCCGCAGGGGUCGAGUGGGCCGGUGGUGAAGGUGCAGAUUUCGACCAAUGGGGGGAAGAAAUGGGUUGACGCGCAGAUUGGGGAGUUGGGUUCCAUUGCGGGUGGAAAGAAUGCAAGGAAGUGGUCUUGGGUUUUGUGGAGGGCGGAGGUUGAGAUUGAGGUUGGGGAGGGGAGGGAGGUGGUUAGCCGGGCGGUUGAUGCAGGAGGGAACAUACAGAAGGAGCAUUCACAGUGGAACUUGAGGGGCGUCGGGUAUAGCGGGUAUGGACGAGCGAGGGAUUUGAAUGUUCGACGACAGUGA